GUUCGGUAGAUUUAUUAUCAUCGAAAUCUCCGAGGUCAUCAUCAAUUGAUUCUCCAACACGAAUAACAUAUGGAUCCUCAACUCGUACAUCCUUCGGUUCACCUCCCAGAUCUAAACUUGAAUCAUCUGAAAUCAUUAGUUCGAUAGAUGAGGCUAACGAAUCUUCACGGGUGAUCGAAGUUAUUUCAAUCAAUUCGCUUAUCUCCACCUCAGAACCUCAGUCUGUUGAUACACAGAAGAAUUCAAAUGCUGAUGGGUUAUCCGCGGGAUCUAACGUGACUAAUAAGAAAUCUGGUGAGGAAUGUGGAAGUCCCGUAUCACCGACUAAAGCUUUACACGUUAUUGAAGGAGAAACUAGAGCAAGUAUAAUCGGACAGUUGUAUACGCAAGAGAAGCCCAGUGCAGCAUCACCUAUCAUUGAAAAUAAGGAAAUUAAUGAAAUAAUGUCAGAAAAUAGUUUAGGUGUUGGAAUAACAACUGAAAACGAGGGCCCAACAAUCGAGGAAGAAAAUUCGGAAAUUCAAGAUAGCCCGAAAGAGGAAUCUAACAUGAAGGAACUUUCCAAGGAGAAAGAGAAAGCACCCUUGUUGCGGCCGAAGCCAAAAGCAUUAAAAUCAGAUCCGUUGCCAACAAACAAUGAAUUAUCUGAUUCAUCUUUGAUCGAUGAAUACGAAAAAGUCCCUAAACAUUUAACUGACCCAGUCGUGAAGGAAGUAGAAGAAACAGAGGAGAAAGAUGGUUUGCAAAAGACUCCAGGACGGAUUAAUGUUAAGGAUUUUUUCAAGGAAAAGGGCGACACGCAACCACCUCGCCCGAAGCCGGAGCCGCCACGCAAAAAGACCUCUCUGCUUACCGCAAUGUUCGAGGAUGCAGAUAAGAAGCAUGGAAGUGAGGGAUCAACCAAAUCUUUAUUUAAUAAAAACGUAAACUCCGUGGUACAAGCGACCACAACCACCGUAGUAGAGACGGUAGCGAAGGUUAGUGAGGAGGGAGCCGAAACUACUAAAUUGGAGGUGGAAAAGACUAACAUCGCAAUAACCGUUGGCGAUAUUGAAAAUGAGAAACCUGAGAUAGAUGUGCAUAAGAAAGGGGAUCUGCCGAAAACUUCGGGAAGAUUAAAUGUUAAAGAAUUUGUCAAGGCAAGAAAGGGAAAAGAAAGUAAACCAUCUACACCGUUAAAGUCCGAACCACAACGAAAAAAAAUAUCCCUUGUAGGUACUGUUUUUGAGGAUUUGCAGAAAAAAAACGAAUCCAAUUUAGAUAAAUCGUCAAAAUCACCAAUUGCGCUCACGGGCAAAAAGAUUGAUGAUAAUCACUCGUCGACCACCAUUACUACAACCACCACCGCAACUGUUUCUAAUGUUAGCACAGUUUUAGCGUCAAAGAAUCCUGGUGAGGAGAAUUUAAAGGGAAAGGGAGUUACAGAUACUUUGGACACAAAAAAGUCUCAAAUAAACACGAGUGGUAGUGAAAGUGCAGCAAAACCACAAGUUAAUAAAAAGGUUGUACUUGAUAGAUUACCUUGGAUGACACAGAAAUCAGAUGAUACCAAACCAACUUCUGCAAAUCCUUCGAAAGGUCCGGUUCCACGUAAAUUGGCAUCUUCGUUCCUUACCUCAGCCUCUACUACUAGCACUACCGCCGAACAGUCCAAGCCAAGAGUACCUUCUAAGUUAGAUGGUUCGAUUUCGCAAAGGCUAGAAGGUGUCUUCGGAGGUAAAGUGCCAUUGCCUGGAAUGGGACGUGGAACAAUGGGACUUGGUGGAAGGAAAGUGAGCCUGAGCGGAGAAGAAAGUAGUGAUGUUGGGCGAGUAAAAGUUAUGAUAGGAGCUAGAGAUGAGACCGGUUCAAAGGAUGGCAAGGAUGAAACAUCCAAAUCCGAAGAGGUGACGAGUACUCCAUCGACGUCGCUCAAACCUUUGAAUCAUGUGACGAAGGAAAGGCCGAGACCACCUGGCAGAUCGCGACCACCUACGAGACCGACAAAGACCGUAAGUAAUGAAGAUAAAGAAAACAAGAAAAUGGAUUUAACUGAAAGCAAAGAUGAAAAAGUAGCGGAAUAUGUGGGAGAUACAGAUUGUGAAUCGACGGAGAAGACAAAUGAGCAGACGCUAGAAACCAUCAAAAUUAAAGAAACAUCGGAAGAGACAUCAGUAGGUGAAACAAGUAAAAAAGUUGAUGGUAAAGAUUAG
Molecule: messenger RNA, 2192 nt
Organism: Acaulospora morrowiae
Lineage: Eukaryota; Fungi; Glomeromycota; Glomeromycetes; Diversisporales; Acaulosporaceae
Source: the annotation of a GenBank genome assembly